CUACUGUCAACUGUCACUGUCACUUUUAUUUUCAGUAUUCUAAAUAAUUUUCUCAAUUUCUUCUGAAAUUCUGUAAAUUGCGCUCAGAUUUUUAAUAUUGGUCUCAAAUAAAACAAGACAAUAGAAAUGGCAUCAUUCCACAAAAUCAUUGUUAUUGUAGGAUUUAUAUCUCUGUUCCAUUCAGCGUUUUCAGCAGCCCAACAUCGAUCUUACCUAAGAAUCACCUCACAAGAGUUCACGAGUUUGCCGUUGGAUAUCAUGGUACAAGCAGUAAUAAGCUUAUUCGCCGUGAUGUGGGGUGUCCUCAACGUGGCGGGAAAUCUCCGGGAAAUCCAAGCUGCAGCUGAGUUGAAUGCUACAAAAUGGGACACUCAACUGAAUUUCCCCUCAUUCUACAUAUUCAACCACCGAGGCCGUGCUUUAGCACAGAACUAUGUUCGAAGUGCUGGGAAAUCAGAACUAGAAAAUUCAGAAUAGUCUAUUUUGUAUUUUAUUAUAUUGUAAGAAUAAUAAUUUAAUGGUAAUAUAAAGGUUAUUGUAAGGUUCACACAUGUGUUCAUUCAUUAUUUAUAAGCCAUGUCAAAACCAAAUUAAUAAUACAGUACACAUAAAAUCCUAA
Molecule: messenger RNA, 619 nt
Organism: Plutella xylostella (diamondback moth)
Lineage: Eukaryota; Metazoa; Arthropoda; Insecta; Lepidoptera; Plutellidae
Gene: EMC5
Product: ER membrane protein complex subunit 5
Cellular component (GO): Golgi apparatus; plasma membrane; early endosome
Source: RefSeq, a predicted model, not a curated record